Messenger RNA from Heterobilharzia americana, 1162 nucleotides. The record is from the annotation of a GenBank genome assembly. NCBI's taxonomy places the organism in Eukaryota, Metazoa, Platyhelminthes, Trematoda, Strigeidida, Schistosomatidae.
UUUCAAGAUACAACAGGCCGCGGUGUUUAACAUCGAGGACUGCAAUCUAAUAACAUGUGUAGUUCAGCAUCUACACUCCUACUGAAAAAACAGUUAUGUGAACUGAGUAAAAGUGCAACUGAGGGUUUUUCAGCUGGGUUGGUUGAUGAUGAUAAUAUAUUCAAAUGGCAAGUGCUGAUUAUGGGCCCACCUGACACGCUCUAUGAAGGUGGUUAUUUUCGUGCUGAGCUAGAUUUCCCACAAGAUUAUCCCAAUCACCCCCCUAAAAUGCGGUUUGUUACAGACAUCUGGCAUCCAAAUAUCGCUCGGGAUGGAGAUGUCUGUAUAUCUAUUCUUCAUGAACCUGGGGAAGAUAGGUGGGGUUAUGAAAGGCCCGAAGAAAGAUGGCUUCCAGUGCAUACUGUGGAAACAAUUAUUACCUCCGUCAUUUCGAUGCUUGCAGAGCCCAAUCCCGACAGUCCUGCCAAUGUUGAUGCGGCGAAAGAAUUUCGAGAGGACUUCGCUGAGUUUAAACGGAAAGUCUGCCGGUGUGUGCGAAUGAGCCAGGAACAUUUUGAAUGAGCUACAUAAAGAACAUUUUAUUUAUCAUUGUACAUCAGCCAUCGUGAUGAAAUAAUAUUUCCACUUUAACCUCUUCCGCGAUCACAACGCUGUUUAUUCUGAUGUUAUCCAGUGCGAGGUGACAGUCUUUUUUGAGUGUUUCUUGAACGCAUCCUGGGUUUUAACCUUAUUUUUGACCUAUGUUCAGAUUCGAUAUAACAUGAUCCUUAGCUAAUGUUAGCAUUCAUUGCUGAGAUUUCCGUUGCUAUUUAGUUGUAACAUGCUCUUUGCUUUUUGUAAAAUGUUUUCAGUUAGGUGAUUUAUUGCAGGGACUGAAUUGAUUUACCAAAUUUUGCCUUUAAACGAACGCGUUUUUCGAGUUUUAUACAUACGCCCCGACUAUCCUACACUUUCAUAUGUUUACUGAGAAUAUCUUUCUUUGUUACAGUUAUAGGAGGCUCAUGUAGUCGUUGGUUCCAAGAUAUGCGGGUCAGGCUUACAUUAAUUUUAAAUAUCAAGCACCUGUUUAUCCACUGCAUAACUAGCCUUAUGGGCAUAUUGUCCUCAUUGACUGUAAACCUUAUUAGUACUCUUCCAUAUCAAUGCAUUUUAGUCACUAGGC